Messenger RNA from Papilio polytes (common Mormon), 1274 nucleotides. Its product is annotated as glucose-1-phosphatase-like. The transcript has 2 exons. NCBI's taxonomy places the organism in Eukaryota, Metazoa, Arthropoda, Insecta, Lepidoptera, Papilionidae. The record is from RefSeq and is a predicted model, not a curated record. Bases 140 to 1117 code for a protein of 325 amino acids.
AAUUUAAAAAUGACAAAGCGUGUGAAUGUGAAAGUGUCAAAUGUCAAUGUCGUGCAGCUACAUAUGUAAACAAGAUAUCGUUUCUGCGAUUCUUGUUUUUGGCACCGACUUACAAUUGCAAUUUAUAGGAAUUUAGCUAAUGUUGAUCACAAAACCCUGGUUACAAAAAGAGGGGUUGCUGGAAAGUUCAUGUCCUACAGAAGAUUUAUUCUAUGCAUAUGCAAAUGCAAAACAGAGAACAAAAGCUUCGGCAAUGUCAUUUGUAGAGAAAGCAUUUCCUAAUUGCAAUAUAAAAGUACAUUUUAAAGGUGAGUCAGACCCAGUGUUCAAUCCUGUGAUACACAACACCACUGCACAUUUCAGGAAUAUCGCCUUCAAGGAAAUGGAAGCCAGAUUAAAAGAUUUGACAUUAAACAAUUCAUUGCUAUUUAUAGAAAAUAUUUUAGACUACAGAGAUUCUAAGCAGUGUAAAGUGAAAAAGGAAUGUGAUUUGUGUGCAGAUGAAAAUAGUAUUGAUUUAAAUGUUGGGUACAAACCAAAUGUUUUGGGGCCUCUCAAAGUUGCCAAGUCGGUCAUUGACUCCUUUGUGAUGUCAUAUUAUGAAGGGUUCCCGAUGAAAGAUGUUGCCUGGGAUUUGAUUAACGACGACACCCAGUGGCAGCUGGUAAUGGCGAUAAGCAGGGGUUAUCACGAUGUUAUUUUCAACACUACACUUGUUGCAAAAGAUAUCGCAUCUCCGCUUAUAAAAUAUAUAUCAGAUGUAUUUAUGAACAAAAAGGGGAAUCCAAAAGUAACACUAGUGAUGGGACAUGAUGCAAACAUUCUCACAGUAUUAAAUAGCAUGAAUUUCAAAGCUUUUAAUUUACAUGAUCAGUUUGAAAAGAGUCCAGUCGGAGGCAAAUUGGUGUUUCAGAAAUGGUAUAAUCCAGACAGUGAGAAAAACUUUUUAAAAGUCAAUUAUGUGUAUCAAUCGACUGACCAGCUGAGGGACGGCUCGGAUCUCACAAUAGAAAGUCCUCCUCAGUUCAUACAGUUGGAAUUAAAUGAUUGUAAAGUUGACAAAAGUGGAUUUUGCCCAUGGGACGAUUUUAUAAUGUUUUUAAAGACACUUUUAUGAAUAGUUUACUUUUUACUGAUACAGUAACAAGUUUGUGAUUUGUCUAUAAGUAGGACUUCUAUACUCAUGUUUUUUAACUUUGAAAAGUUUAUCAAAAAGACAGUAUUUAAUGUAAGUCUUUACUUCAGCUUAGUACAUUCAACAAUUUUUUUUUAUC